Dermatophagoides farinae (American house dust mite) is the source of this 2315-nucleotide messenger RNA. RefSeq names its product negative elongation factor B (gene NELF-B). Gene Ontology annotation, biological process: negative regulation of transcription elongation by RNA polymerase II. Lineage: Eukaryota; Metazoa; Arthropoda; Arachnida; Sarcoptiformes; Pyroglyphidae. Gene Ontology annotation, cellular component: nucleus; NELF complex. The record is from RefSeq and is a predicted model, not a curated record.
UUCAAUUGAAAUUGAUUUUGUUUUUGGUGAUCGUUUUUUUUCAAUCAAACAAAAAAAAAAUGGAUGAUGUCACAUUCAUCCAAGAUCUUGAAGAGAUUGGCAUUCAUGGCCGUUCAACAUUACGUGAUAUAUUGACCGAUUCAUUCCGUAAGAAUUCAAAUGAUGACCAACAACAUGAUAAUAAUAAUAAUAAAUUAUGGCCAGAAAUAUUGGAAUUUCAAUCAAACAAUGGUAUCAUAUUGCCAUCAUUGCAGCCAAUGUUUCCAUUGUUACAUUUGUUGGGUGUAAAAAGUUUUGAAUUUCAUAAAUCCGUUGUAGAAGAAUUACGUGAAAAUUUAAUUAAUCGUUUUGAAGAAAUAUCACAAAAAAUGGAUCCAAAUAAACGUGAAGCUAACCUGAAAGCAUUGUUGGCUAAAUCAUUUCCAUUGAUUAAAAUGCCAAUGAUACAGCCAGUGGUGAUGGCAUUGUUGAAAAAUAUUGAAGUUGUUGAAGAUAAAUAUCUAAAAUUAUUGGUGGCCGAUGAAUCACUAUACAAAAAAUGUGAUGUAUCCGUUAAACGACAUAUUUGGCAAGAACAUCAAUCAAUGCUUGUUGGUGAAUUAUCACCGAUUCUUUCGGAAUAUGUUAAAGAGAAAGAAGCAAUAUUUGCCAACAUUAAAGAAUCGAAACAUAUAUUCUUUUUGCUCACACCGAAACAACGUCGUCAGAAUGAAAUUCUACAAUCAUUGGCCCAAAUGGUCGGUAAAAAUGUUCUGCUUUAUGAUACGAUUCUACAAUUUGUUCGUACCGUAUUUAUACAUACGAAAAAUCCACAUUAUUGUACAUUACGUGUUAGUUUAUUGAUGGAAUUACAUGAUGCUAAUAUAACCGAUAUUACAUCGAUGGAUGCUUGUCAUAAAUUUGCCUGGUGUUUGGAUGCCUGUAUUCGUGAGAAUACCGUCGAUCAUAAACGUAUUCGAGAAUUGCAAGGUUUCCUUGAUAACGUGAAAAAAGGACAAGAAGCUGUUUUCAGUGAUCUAGCUAUGGCAUUAUAUGAUCCAUAUGCCGUUAAUUUUCUUGUACAAACGGCCAUGAGAAUAUUGAAUUCAUUGAUCACUAAUGAAUCAUGUCCACGUGAACAUCAAACAUUACAAUUUCUGUUACGUCUUCUUAAUCUUGGUUUACAUGCACAUGAAAUAUUGAAAACACAAGCAUUUCGUGAACCAAAAUUAAAUCCUGAAAUAUUAACACGUUUUCUUCCCAUUAUAAUGGGAUUUAUGGUUGAUGAUCAGGUACGAUCGGUUAAUUCAAAACUGCCACCAGAUGAUCGUGAAUCAGCAUUAACAAUAAUUGAACAUAGUGGACCACCACCAGAUUGUUUUCAGACAUUCAUACAACAAGAUCCAUUAGCAGCUAUAUUCGCCAUUUAUUAUACAGCACAAGCAGCACGACAACAUGAUCGUCAAGCCGUUGUUCGUGUAUUGGGAUCAUUAACAACAACGUCAACAUAUAAUAAUCUAAGCCAUUCAGAUCCAUAUCAACAUAUAUUGGUCAGUGCACUUGUACAAUUGGCUGAUGAAUUUGUACAUGAUGAUCUAUGUACAUUGGUUUUCGAUGAAAUACUAUUGCCAGCAUUGGAUAUGAAUAGUACAGCUGUACAUUUGAUGAAAUUAAUAUAUCAUUUAAAUCAAUGGAUACCACAGGAACGGUUAGAAUCAUUAAUGAUGAAACUUCAACAUUAUGUUCAAAUGCCCAGUACAAAAGAUCAACGGACACGUACAACAUUUGUAGAAUUGGUUCAAUAUUUGGAAAAAAUUAAAGAAGAAAAAUUACGUAAAAAUCAACCACCACAAUUACCGACAACUCCAGUGGCAAAUCAAUCAAAUCAAAUUAUUGCCGGUAAUAAUACGAAUGUAGUGGAUAGUCCAAUCGGUGGUUCUGCAUCCGUUCGUAUUGCAUCAACAACAACAACAACAACAACACCACAACAUCAUCCAAUGAUGACACCAUCACCACAUGUUUAUCAUACACCUUCACAUUCUCAUCAUCAUCAUCCUCUUCCUCCUCAUUCACCGGUACCACCACCAACAUUACCACCACCACAACCAUCAUCACCUUUAUCACCGACACCUUAUUAUAGUACACAACAACAGCCACCAAUGUCACCAUAUACAGAUACAACAAAUAAUCCAUUAUCACCUUAUAGUGGACAACCAAUGUCACCAUUACCACCACCAACAUCAUCAUAUCAAUCACCAUUCCAUCAACAAUCGUCAUCAUCAUCUCGAUCCACAUCAUCAUCAUCGGAUAGAUCUUAUCCAACAACAAAUUAUUAA